Molecule: messenger RNA, 490 nt
Organism: Delphinapterus leucas (beluga whale)
Lineage: Eukaryota; Metazoa; Chordata; Mammalia; Artiodactyla; Monodontidae
Source: RefSeq, a predicted model, not a curated record
UUCACCAUGCCUGAGCUUGCCAAGUCCGCUCCUGCCCCGAAGAAAGGCUCCAAGAAGGCGGUGACCAAGGCUCAGAAGAAAGACGGCAAGAAGCGCAAGCGCAGCCGCAAGGAGAGCUACUCCGUAUACGUGUACAAAGUGCUGAAGCAGGUCCACCCGGACACCGGCAUCUCGUCCAAGGCCAUGGGCAUCAUGAACUCGUUCGUUAACGACAUCUUCGAGCGCAUCGCGGGCGAGGCGUCGCGCCUGGCGCAUUACAACAAGCGCUCGACUGUCACCUCCAGGGAGAUCCAGACGGCCGUGCGCUUGCUGCUGCCCGGCGAGCUGGCCAAGCACGCCGUGUCUGAGGGCACCAAGGCUGUCACCAAGUACACCAGCUCCAAGUGAGCCACUGGCUGCAAAGCAGUUGAUAAGGUUCCGUCAUAUCCAAAGGCUCUUUUCAGAGCCAUCCACGCUUUCCAUAGAGAACUGGCACUUAGUUUAAACAGCU